Messenger RNA from Hypoxylon trugodes, 951 nucleotides. RefSeq names its product HAD-like protein. NCBI's taxonomy places the organism in Eukaryota, Fungi, Ascomycota, Sordariomycetes, Xylariales, Hypoxylaceae. The transcript has 2 exons. Gene Ontology annotation, molecular function: phosphatase activity. The record is from RefSeq and is a predicted model, not a curated record. The coding region runs from base 1 to 951 and encodes 316 amino acids.
AUGGCGCCUCGUACGGACUUCCCACCUAUACGAGCUUGCCUCUUCGACAUGGACGGCCUACUUCUAGAUACCGAAGACAUAUAUACUCUCUGCAUAAACCUCAUCCUAGAGAAGUACGGCCGCACUUCGCUUCCUUGGUCCAUCAAAGCGAAAUUACAAGGUCGGCCGGGUCCCGACGCAAACGCCCUCUUCCACGACUGGGCCAAACUCCCCGUCUCUCAGUCCGACUACCUCGAUCAACUUACCGCCCUCCAACAGCAGCACUUUCCUAACGCGAAGCCGUUACCUGGUGUUGAGAAGUUACUUGGCGAUCUAGGAAGGACGAGAUGGUGGGAUAUCAAGGAUCAAAAUGGCGUCAAAAACGCCGAGAAGGGUGGUAGUUCUGGCAAUAAAGCGCAGAGAGUACACAUUGCGUUAGCUUCUAGCAGUACUUCGUCCAAUUUUGCGGUCAAGACAUCCAAAUGGACCGAACUGUUUUCCGUGUUCGAAUCGCAUCGAAGAGUUCUUGGAGACGACAAACGCAUCCAACCUGGCCGCGGUAAACCACUUCCGGAUAUUUACUUACUUGCUCUAAAGACUAUCAAUGAAAGUCUUGACGAGGGCGAGAAACCAAUAACACCCGAGGAAUGCCUGGUAUUUGAAGAUAGUGUUCCAGGUGUUGAAGCCGGUCGUCGUGCAGGUAUGCGAGUUGUAUGGUGUCCUCACCCAAUGCUGAAGAAAGAAUACGAGGGCCGGGAUGCGGAAAUUCUAGCUGGACGCAUGGGCGAGGCAGGCGAAGUUGACGUGCACCAAUUAGGAGAACUUGGUGACGGGUGGGCUGAUUAUUUCGUCGACUUAACCAACUUCCCAUAUGAUAAAUAUGGUAUAGUACUUCCACCCGCUGAAGCGGAAUUGGACGCCGCCAUGAAGGUAAACACCACUGAGGAGCUCGUCACCCAAGAUGUUAGUUAA